Penicillium samsonianum is the source of this 2891-nucleotide messenger RNA. RefSeq names its product CCR4-Not complex 3'-5'-exoribonuclease subunit Ccr4. The record is from RefSeq and is a predicted model, not a curated record. NCBI's taxonomy places the organism in Eukaryota, Fungi, Ascomycota, Eurotiomycetes, Eurotiales, Aspergillaceae. Gene Ontology annotation, molecular function: protein binding; poly(A)-specific ribonuclease activity. The transcript has 3 exons. Gene Ontology annotation, biological process: nuclear-transcribed mRNA poly(A) tail shortening. Bases 1 to 2232 code for a protein of 743 amino acids. Gene Ontology annotation, cellular component: CCR4-NOT complex; nucleus; cytoplasm.
AUGGCAGAUGGUACCUACAGGUUCCAGCAGCCUGGGGCCGGGCAGUUCUACUUCCAAGCUCAAGCACAGCAGAACCCUCACCAGCGACACAUCGUUCGAAACGGGACCAAUUCUCCGACGGGUCGACUGAAAUUCAACACCGACACCCCCUCCCCUUCUCGAUCCCCUGCCCUAAACCAGGCUGCUGCUCUCAGCCCUUUCAACAACAUGUACGGCCAAACUCACCAGGGUCAGCAUGUCAUGAUGAAUGGCGGUCAAGCCCACCAGCGGUUUGGCAUGCCGAUCCCGAAGUUCCAGUCACAAACACACCACUCUCAUCACACACAGCAGCCGCAUCAUCAUGCCCAUCACACACAAGCGACCCACAACCUCACUCAUCAACACAAUUUCCCCGGCGGCGCACUGGCCACUACGUCAACUUCUCAUUUCACCUCAACUCAUUUGCAGAACGGAGUACCGACCACGGACGAUGAUCUUGAUGAAUCAAUGAACGAGCAUUGGCAGCAGCAGCUCCAGCUUGCGGCAGAAUCCAGACAAGCCACUUCUCCCCACUACCAUGCCCGCGUCAUUGCGCAACAAACGAAAGGAAUCCAGCUCAUCUCCAGCAACACUGACACAGAAAAUGGGACGGAUGGGCGAAAUGCCAGCCGACAGGGUUGGAAUGCGCUUGAUUUCGGUGGCCAAGGAUUGCGCGCUUUGACUACUUCGUUGUUCAACUAUGGCUUCAUUGAGAAGCUGUACCUCAACUCUAACAAGUUGAAGGUGCUGCCCCCGGCCAUUGGACAACUGCGGAAGUUGAACCAUCUGGAUCUGUCAGGCAAUGAAUUGACGGAGCUGCCAGAAGAACUUGGCAUGCUUUCAAAUCUGAAGAAGCUCCUUCUCUUCGAUAACAACAUUCGCACACUCCCUUACGAAAUGGGGUACCUUUACCGGUUGGAAACAUUGGGCAUCGAGGGCAAUCCCCUGAAUGAUGUCCUCAAAUCUCAGAUCAUGAAGGACGGAACCAAGGCUCUCAUCAAGUACCUGAAAGAAGAGAUGCCAGUCCACCUACCUCCUCCUGACCGUGACUGGGUGAUCCUCGAUGAUACUUCAACAUCGUCCAACAGUAAUACGGAAAAGAUCACCGUACUGUCGUACAACACCCUGUGUGACUCUUCUGCAACCCAAUCGCAUUACGGCUAUGUGCCCUCACGUGUUCUGUCCUGGGAAUUCCGCCGCGAGCUUAUUCUUAACGAAUUACGAUCCCAUAACUCAGAUAUUGUCUGCCUUCAGGAGGUUGAUCAGGGAAGUUACAACAAUUUCUUCCGGGAGCAGCUUGCCUACAAUGACUACAAGGGUGUCUACUGGCCGCGUGGUCGUGCAAUGGGCAUGCAGGAGGAAGACGCCCGGAUGGUCGAUGGAUGUGCUACAUUCUUCAAGGGAAGCAAGUACAUCCUGUUGGACAAGCAAUUGAUCAACUUUGGUCAGACAGCCGUCCGUCGACCCGACGCCAAGGGCCAAGAUGAUAUCUACAACCGACUGUGGCAGAAGGACCACAUCGCCGUUGUGAUCUUCUUGGAAAACCGGCAAACCGGUGCUCGAUUCAUCAGUGUGAACGCUCAUCUGUAUUGGGAUCCUGCCUUCAAGGAUGUCAAGCUCAUUCAGACUGCGAUUCUGAUGGAGGAGAUUACCAAACUCUCGGAUAACUACGCCAAAUGGCCCGCCUGCACGGACAAGACUGCAUUCCGCUUCUCAGAGGCUGAAAGUGGCUCAGAGACCGCGCCUGUGGUGGAACCGGCCCCGUCGAUGGAGUACACCAGUGGCGAUCAGAUCCCUGUUCUCAUGUGCGGUGAUUUCAACUCCUCACCAGGGUCUGCGGCUUACAACUUGAUCUCCACCGGACGACUUCCCGAGGCUCAUCCCGAUCUAGAGAAGCGACUUUACGGAAACCUCAGCCGGGUUGGUAUGACACAUCCAUUCAAGUUGAAGUCAGCCUACUCCUCCAUGGGAGAACUGAGCUUCACCAACUACACCUCCGACUUCACGGCCAUUCUCGACUAUAUUUGGUACUCUUCCAACACUCUUCAUGUGUCGGCGUUGCUCGGCGAAGUGGACAAGGAAUAUCUGCGCCGCGUGCCCGGGUUCCCGAAUUUCCACUUCCCGAGUGAUCAUGUCGCGUUGCUUGCGGAGUUUACGGUAAAGGGCAAGAAGGGCAAGGUAGUAGAGGCAGACUUUGGGCCACAACGGCACUGAUGACAAGGAGCAUUUGAAAUCUUCGGAGAUGGGGUGUUUGUCCAACCGGUUUCUUUCCCUUCGUGCUUGUUUUUUCGGAAUCUUUUUUGGGUGGUGGCUCUCUAGCCAGCCGUCUUAUGGUGUUUCUUUACGUAUCUCUUUUUUUCUUUCUUGUGUUUUCUCUCCUGCUUAUGAACGUCCUUCUUCCAUUUCCUCUCGCUUAUCAUCCUCUGUAUCCUCUUGAUUUGCUAGCGGAGUAUCUGUUCCUGGAACAAUGGUCUUGCCUCGUGUCCGUUACAUGUAGUGAAACGGCGUGGCAUUCUCCAUUUGCUCCCUGGCGUUCUCUCAUCCCUCCAACCCCCCACCUUUUUGUUUCUCAACCUCACUCUCUACAUCUCCUGUGUCUUCUUCCGUUAAGUUUCCUGAUUUAUCUCGGUUUCAUUUCACCUAAUCUCUAACCACAUCUGAGACGGCUUCACGACGCUUGGGAUCGGGGAUUGGUGUUCGGGCGGAACAGGUGGUGAAGGGUAUCUGCUUUUUGCCCGUGACGAGGUUGCUUUUCGUCGUUUUCUUUUUCUCAGGCGAAAGGAGUUUUGUCUGUUCAUGUACCUGUUUAUUGUGCCAUUCGUCCUAUGCGAGGUUCAAUCAAGAAUAGAGCUUGGCUUUGUUCAUUUUCAGUA